Fusarium keratoplasticum is the source of this 1029-nucleotide messenger RNA. Its product is annotated as Cytosolic Fe-S cluster assembly factor NBP35. Gene Ontology annotation, biological process: iron-sulfur cluster assembly. Gene Ontology annotation, molecular function: ATP binding; 4 iron, 4 sulfur cluster binding; ATP-dependent FeS chaperone activity. Gene Ontology annotation, cellular component: cytosol. The record is from RefSeq and is a predicted model, not a curated record. The transcript has a single exon. Lineage: Eukaryota; Fungi; Ascomycota; Sordariomycetes; Hypocreales; Nectriaceae. Bases 1 to 1029 code for a protein of 342 amino acids.
AUGUCACCCUCGCUCGAGGCGCCGGAGCCUGUGGAGGAUGUCUUCGCAAACCCCAUAAAGCAGAAGCCGCAGCUCGUCGCUCCGGAGCCCCAGCACUGCCCAGGUCCCGAGUCACAGCAGGCCGGCACAGCGGACUCGUGUGCCGGGUGCCCGAACCAGGCCAUCUGCGCUUCGGCGCCAAAGGGCCCCGACCCGGACAUUCCUAUUAUCUCAGCGCGCCUUGAGAAUGUCAAGCACAAGAUUCUCGUGCUGAGCGGCAAGGGUGGCGUGGGGAAGAGUACCUUUACGUCCCUGCUGGCGCACGCCUUUGCGACGAACCCGGACAGCACGGUGGGCAUCAUGGAUACGGAUAUCUGCGGGCCCAGCAUCCCCAAGAUGAUGGGAGUCGAGGGAGAGACGGUGCAUGUCAGUGGUACGGGAUGGUCACCGAUCUGGGUUAUGGACAAUCUCUCCGUCAUGAGCAUUCAGUUCUUGCUACCGAACCGGGACGACGCUGUUAUCUGGCGAGGCCCCAAGAAGAACGGUCUCAUUAAACAGUUUCUUAAGGACGUGGAAUGGGGCGACCUCGACUUCCUACUCGUGGACACACCACCGGGCACAAGCGACGAGCACCUCAGCGUUAACUCAUUCCUUAAAGAGAGCGGCAUCGACGGAGCUGUCAUGGUCACCACCCCCCAAGAGGUGUCACUGCUGGAUGUGCGCAAGGAGAUUGACUUUUGUCGAAAGGCUGGCAUCAGAGUAUUAGGACUCGCAGAGAACAUGAGCAGCUUCGUCUGCCCAAAGUGUUCCAACGCGAGCGAGAUCUUCAAGGCGAGCACAGGAGGUGGACGGGCACUGGCAGAGGAGAUGGGUAUUCCCUUCCUGGGAUCAGUACCUCUGGACCCAAGGAUUAGGAUGGCGUGUGAUUACGGCGAGAGUUAUUUCGACUCGUUCCCAGACAGCCCAGCUUGUAUCGCAUUCCAAGGGGUGGUCAAGAAUGUUGCGAUGCAGUUGGGAUUGGAUACCCAGAGCGUGUUGCCGGACGAGUAG